AUGGCAGCUCUCAAAGAGGACCUGCAAUGCUCACCGGCCCAGCUUGUUUACGGGGAACCCCUGCGCUUGCCCGGUGAACUCAUUGCCCCUUCUCCAGCUCCAGAUCGCGUCGAGGACUUAACCAACUUCGCCACUCAACUCCGCCUGCAGAUGGCACGACUGAGGCCAACACCUGCCUCCCGCCAUGGUCAGCAGCCAGUCUUCGUUUCGAAGGACCUCUUGACUGCUACACACGUCUUCUUGAGAGAUGACACAGUCAGACCUUCCCUCAAGCCGCCCUACAGUGGACCUCAUAAGGUAGUGUCUAGAACGGAGAAGACAAUAACGAUCACUGUCGGUGACAGAAACACGCAAGUGAGUCUUGACCGUGUGAAACCGGCAUACAUCGUAGACAAUUCAGUACCGUCAGCACCCAGAUCAACUGCAAACUCACCUGCUUUGCCUACUCCAGCUGCAACUCCAGUUGUCCCAGCUGCGCCUCCUGCUUGUAUUAAGCACUCCUCACCAACUCCUUACACUACUCGCUCAGGUCGUAGCGUCCAUUUUAAAGACCGUUUGAACCUG
This is a messenger RNA of Iphiclides podalirius (scarce swallowtail), 564 nucleotides long. Lineage: Eukaryota; Metazoa; Arthropoda; Insecta; Lepidoptera; Papilionidae. The record is from the annotation of a GenBank genome assembly.